AUGCUUUUCAAGAAGGGCGAGGCUUCAAAUCCACAACCUAUCUCUGUGGCAACUGAUCUUGAUGGGAUCAACAUUAUUUCGAAUGAAGAGGCAGAAGAAGUAGAUUCGGAUGAGUUUGAAGCACUCCGAUAUACCAUGGACAACAAUUCAACUAAGAUAAGAGAUGAAGAACAGGAUGAAGAAGAAGAGCUUGAAGAAAUUGAAUCAGAAGAAGACGAGCAAGAUGAAGAGGAUCAUGAUUUUAGUGAUAAGUUGUUAGGAAUUGAAUCAUCUCAUGUUGGGGAAGACAAACAAAGAACUUCUUCAAAUUCUUUGCUGAGAGCACCUGACCUUCACACAGAGGUUGAUGAGACGUUACCAUUAAGGUCGGGGAAUGACCCUAUUAUUGGAGAGCCAAGUGAUGAUGUCACUUCACAAAAUCAACUCAGAGAACCUAACCGAGGAUCACAGGUUCCAGAAAAUCAUGAUCAAAGGUUAAAGGAAGAUUAUAUUUCAAUACUAGGUGGUAGUAACGAAUCCACUGAGCAUUCAUUUGACAUGCAGUCAUGGUGUGAAGUAACUGGAGGGCCAUCUAAAGAAUGGAUAUAUGGAUUUAGGCGUAGUUAA
Sesamum indicum (sesame) is the source of this 606-nucleotide messenger RNA. The record is from RefSeq and is a predicted model, not a curated record. NCBI's taxonomy places the organism in Eukaryota, Viridiplantae, Streptophyta, Magnoliopsida, Lamiales, Pedaliaceae.